Messenger RNA from Penicillium arizonense, 1668 nucleotides. Its product is annotated as glycoside hydrolase family 71 protein. The record is from RefSeq and is a predicted model, not a curated record. The coding region runs from base 1 to 1668 and encodes 555 amino acids. The transcript has 6 exons. Gene Ontology annotation, biological process: mating projection tip cell wall disassembly. Lineage: Eukaryota; Fungi; Ascomycota; Eurotiomycetes; Eurotiales; Aspergillaceae. Gene Ontology annotation, molecular function: glucan endo-1,3-alpha-glucosidase activity.
AUGAAGAAUAGAAGUAGUUUUCUACCAGCUCUGUUGGCUGUCCUAUGCAUGUUGGCAGAUGCCCUAUCUGCUUUCGAUAAUGGCACCCGUGUUGACAAACGACAAUCAACAGACCGGCUGGUGUUUGCCCACUUCAUGAUCGGAAUUACUAGUGAUAGGCAUAGUUCUUCUGACUAUGACGAUGAUAUGAAGCGUGCCAAAUCCCUAGGAAUUGAUGCAUUUGCGCUUAAUAUCGGCGUUGACCCAUAUACUGACCAACAACUCCAACUGGCAUACGAUUCCGCUGCCAACAAUGACAUGAAGGUUUUCAUAUCGUUCGAUUUCAACUGGUGGAAUAUCGGACAGGCUAGGGCAAUCGGCCAGAAAAUUGCCCAAUAUGGCAGUAGGCCCGCGCAACUCAUCGUCGAUAACAAGAUAUUUGUCUCUUCCUUUGCGGGUGACGGACUCAAUGUAGCAGCAUUGCGAGCGGCAGUGGGUAGACCGAUUUUCUUCGCGCCAAACUUCCAUCCAUCAUAUGGAACCGACAUUUCCCUAGUCGAUGGCCUCUUGAACUGGAUGGCAUGGCCAAAUAAUGGAAACAAUAAAGCUCCAAGUGCUGGAAAAAGUUUCUCUGUCGCCGAUGGAGACCAUGUCUAUGUCGAUGCACUUGCUGGAAAAGCCUAUGUCGCCCCCGUCUCACCGUGGUUCUUUACUCAUUUUGGACCUGAGGUUUCUUACAGUAAGAAUUGGAACUUCCCAUCUGACCUCUUGUGGUUUAAUCGAUGGAAUGAAAUUCUUGCCUUGAAGCCGCGCUUCAUUGAGAUUGUGACAUGGAAUGACUACGGAGAAUGUCAUUAUAUCGGACCUUUGAAGUCCCCACACACCGAUGACGGCGCGUCCAAAUGGGUGAACGACAUGCCCCACGAUGGAUGGUUAGAUAUCUCAAAACCAUUCAUUGCUGCGUUCAAAGCGGGCGAGUCUUCUCCCGACAGUCAUAUCUCUUCAGAUGAGCUGGUUUACUGGUAUCGACCGGCGCCUCGAGGUGUUGAUUGCGACGCAACAGAUACAUGCAUGGUUCCAGCAAAUAAUGGUAGUGGAAACUAUUUCAUGGGACGACCCGAUGGAUGGCAAUCCAUGCAUGAUUCCGUCUUUGUGGUUUCCUUGCUCACGGCUCCAGCCACGGUCCAGGUCAAUAGUGGGGGAAGUGUCUAUAACUAUGAUGCACCAGCUGGCGCAAGUGCUAAAGAAAUUCCAAUGGGGAUUGGCUCACAAAGCUUCGCGGUAAUUCGCAAUGGACAGACAAUUCUUUCUGGCACAAGUCUGAAACAGAUCAUCAAUGGUUGUGUCUGUGGUCUGUAUAACUUCAAUGCCUAUGUGGGAACCCUUCCGCCGGGUUUCAGCGAUCCUCUCCAGCCAGAUGGACUUGCUGCAUUUGAGCAGGGAUUGCGUGUUCACACUUGCCAACCUACUCCUUCUCUAGGCACUGUUCCUCCUGGUCCUCCCAGUCCCACAACAAGCAGUAGUAUACCAACUACCUCGCCCACAAUUCCACCCACUGUACCACCCACUACUCCGCCUUCGUCCCCGCCUACUAGCUCGCCCAGCCCCCCUGCCGGAGGUGGAGGUGGAGGGGGAGGAAGUGUUUGCGUCGCUGGAUCAGGUCCUGAGAACUAUAUCGGGCUAGGAUGA